AUGGCAUUGGACUCUGCCAUACUAACAGAUGAUGAGCCUGCAGCCAUUACAGAAGAAAGCUCUGAAGCUGAAAAAUCUCGGUUUGAGAGAUGGGAGCGAUCUAACAGGCUGAGCUUGAACCUCAUGAGGAUGACGAUGGCAGAAAGUAUAAAGUCAUCUAUGCCUAAGACAGAGAAAGCAAGGGAAUUCUUACAGAAAAUUAAGGAGUGUUCACAAUCGGAUUUGGCUGACAAGUCUAUUGUAGGAAGCUUAAUGAAUGAGCUAACUACAAGAAAGUUUGACUGGUCUCAGCCAAUCCAUGAUCAUGUGACACACAUGUCUAACUUGGCAGCAAAGUUAUCGACCCUAGGAAUGGAAGUGAAUGAGCAUUUCUUGGUCCAAUUCAUCAUGAACUCUCUGCCUUUUGAGUUUAGCCAGUUCCAGGUGAACUACAACACCAUUAAAGACAAAUGGAACUUUAAGGAGUUAAAGGCUAUGCUGGUUCAAGAGGAAGGGAGAUUAAAGAAGAUGAGAGACCAUGUUGCUAAUUUCGUGGGUCAUGGAAGUGCCAGCAGCAGCAAAGGAAAACUGAGUAAAAUGGGUAAAAAGAAGGAUAAGACUUUCAUGAAGGGACCUGAGAGUCAAAUCCAGAAGGAGAGGAAGUGUUUCUUCUGCAAGCAAGUGGGACACUUCAAGAAAGAUUGCCCUAAAAGAAAGGCAUGGUUCGAUAAGAAAGGUAAACAUCACAGUUUCGUUUGCUCUGAAUUGAACCUUAUAGAAGUGCCUAAUAAUACUUGGUGGCUAGAUUCUGGUGCAACUACUCAUGUGUCUCAUAUUAAACAGGGAUUCAGUUCGAUCCAGCCUAUAAGAGGACCUGAACAGUACUUGUUCAUGGGAAACAGGAUGAAAGCGCGUAUAGAAGGCAUUGGGACAUAUAAAUUGAUCAUGGACACUAGUUGUCAUGUGAAUCUUGAAGGGUGUCUUUAUGUACCUGAGUGUGCUAGAAAUCUUGUUUCUGUAAGUAGGUUGGACAAUUUAGGUUUUGAUUUUAAGAUAGGACAUGGUGUAUUCUCAUUGUACCGAAACGAUUACUUUUAUGGUAGUGGUACUUUAUUUGAUUCACUUUAUCGGUUCAAUCUUGAUGCAAAGUUCUCUGAAUCCUUAUUUAAUAUUGAAAGUCGUGGCAUUAAACGUAGUGCAUCAGAUGAAAGUUCUGCUUUCUUGUGGCAUCAAAGGUUAUGUCACAUUUCCAAAGAAAGGAUGAUGAGGUUGGUAAAGAAUGAAAUUCUACCUCAGUUGGAUUUUAGUGAUCUAAAUGUGUGUAUAGACUGCAUUAAAGGAAAGCAGACUAAACAUGUUGUAAAGAAACCAGCCACAAGAAGCACUCAGCUGCUUGAGUUAAUUCAUACCGAUAUAUGCGGCCCUUUCGAUGCUCCCUCUUGGAGUGGCGAAAAAUACUUUAUCACCUUUAUUGAUGAUUACUCACGUUAUGGAUAUACAUAUCUCCUGCAUGAAAAAUCUCAGUCUGUGAAUGUCUUAAAAGUGUUCAUUGAUGAGGUGGAAAGGCAGUUGGAGAGAAAAAUAAAAGUGGUGAGAUCUGAUAGAGGUGGUGAGUUUUAUGGAAAAUUCAAUGAAAGUGGACAAUGUCCUGGUCCAUUUGCAAAGUUACUUGAAAGUAAAGGCAUUUGUGCACAGUAUACAAUGCCUGGUACUCCUCAGCAGAAUGGUGUAGCUGAGAGGCGGAAUCGUACUCUAAAAGAAAUGGUUAGGAGCAUGUUAAGUAAUAGUUCUUUACCCCUUUCAUUGUGGAUAUAUGCAUUAAGGACUGCAACGUACGUGCUGAACCGGGUUCCUAGUAAGGCAGUUCCUAAGACCCCUUAUGAACUGUGGACAGGAAGGAAACCUAGUUUAAGGCACUUACGUGUUUGGGGUUGCCCAGCAGAAGUAAGGUUAUAUAACCCACAUGAAAAGAAACUUGAUUCUAGGACUCUCAGUAGCUUUUUCAUUGGCUAUCCUGAAAAAUCAAAGGGGUAUACUUUUUACUGUCCUAAGCAUAGUACGAGAAUAGUUGAGACGGGUAAUGCUAGGUUCAUUGAGAACGGUGAAACUAGUGGGAGUGGUGAAUCUAGAAAGGUGGACAUUCAAGAAAUUCAGGAUGAAGUUUCUUCUCCUGUUGUUUCACCUCCUAUAGUUGUUCCUAUUGUUGCAUCACAGACAAAUAGCACAAUAGAACAACAUGAUGAUGAGCUAAUCCCACCAGAUAAUAAUAUUAUCAAUGAACCUGUCACAAUUCAAGAAGAGAAUAGUGCACCACAAGAACCAUUAAGGCGAUCUGGAAGAGAAAGAAGAUCUGCCAUUUCUAAUGAUUAUAUGGUUUACGCUAUUGAAAGUGAAUGUGACUUAAGUAUUGAUGAAUACCCGAAGUCAUUCCAAGAAGCCAUGGAAAAGUUGCCUGACGGUUUCAAGACCGUUGGUUCUAAAUGGAUUUACACUAUUAAACGCGACUCGAAAGGUGCCAUUGACAGAUACAAGGCUCACCUUGUAGCUAAAGGUUUCACCCAAAAAGAUGGCAUUGACUAUAAAGAGACGUUCUCUUCUGUUUCUAAGAAGGAUUCUCUAAGAAUUGUUUUGGCUUUGAUAGCUCAGUAUGAUCUUGAGCUUCACCAAAUGGAUUUGAAAACCGCCUUUCUGAAUGGAGAUCUUGAGGAAGAAGUAUAUAUGGACCAACCUGAAGGAUUCGUGGUCGCAGGAAAAGAACAUAUGGUAUGUAAGCUGAGAAAGUCAAUAUAUGGACUUAAACAAGCUUCCAGACAAUGGUAUCUAAAGUUUAAUGAUACCAUCACGUCAUAUGGUUUUGUAGAGGUCAUUGUUGAUCGAUGUAUCUACGUUAAGAUCAGUGGGAGCAAGUUUAUUAUGUUAGUCUUAUAUGUUGAUGAUAUUUUGCUUGCUGCAAAUGACAUGGGGAUGUUACAUGAUACAAAGAAGUAUCUCUCUAAGAACUUUGAAAUGAAAGAUAUGGGUGAGGCAUCCUAUGUGAUCGGAAUAGAAAUAUUUCGAGAUAGAUCACAAGGUUUGUUAAGUUUGUCUCAGAAAGGAUAUAUUAAUAAGAUCUUAGAGAGAUAUAAGAUGGAAAAAUGCUCUGCAGGGAUAGCUCCAAUUCAGAAGGGAGAUAAGUUCAGUAAAAUGCAAUGUCCUAAAAAUGAAUUGGAGCGUAAGGAAAUGGAAAGAAUUCCAUAUGCAUCAGUAGUUGGGAGUUUGAACUAUGUUCAGACAUGUACUCGGCCAGAUAUCACUUUUGCUGUUGGUAUGUUGGGUCGAUAUCAAAGUAAUCCCGGAAUGGAUCACUGGAAAGCUGCAAAGAAGGUUCUCAGGUACUUGCAAGGCACCAAAGAGCACAUGCUUACAUUCAGGAGAUCCAAUCAUCUAGAGAUCAUUGGAUAUUCAGAUUCAGAUUAUGCUGGAUGCGUCGAUAGCAGGAAAUCGACGUUUGGCUAUUUGUUCCAAUUAGCCGGAGGAGCAGUAUCGUGGAAAAGUGGAAAGCAGUCUGUCAUUGCUACUUCUACUAUGGAGGCUGAGUUCGUGGCAUGCUUUGAGGCCACAAUUCAUGCAUUGUGGCUGCGGAACUUUAUCUCAGGGCUUCAAAUUGUCGACAAUAUUGAGAAGCCGCUGAGAAUCUAUUGUGAUAAUUCUGCAGCUGUCUUCUUUUCAAAGAAUGACAAGUACUCGAAGGGUGCCAAGCACAUGGAGAUAAAGUAUUUGUCUGUCAAAGAAGAAGUACAGAAACGUAGAGUGUCCUUCGAGCACAUAGGGACGGAUAUGAUGGUUGCGGAUCCGUUAACUAAAGGACUACCACCCAAGGCGUUCAUUGGCCAUGUAGAACGUAUGGGUAUUAUAGAUAAAGCCUUGCUAUUUUAG
Molecule: messenger RNA, 3894 nt
Organism: Microthlaspi erraticum
Lineage: Eukaryota; Viridiplantae; Streptophyta; Magnoliopsida; Brassicales; Brassicaceae
Source: the annotation of a GenBank genome assembly